Molecule: messenger RNA, 210 nt
Organism: Protopolystoma xenopodis
Lineage: Eukaryota; Metazoa; Platyhelminthes; Monogenea; Polystomatidea; Polystomatidae
Source: the annotation of a GenBank genome assembly
AUGCCGACAUGCAGGCAUGCGGACACCAACAGCAACCUGUCAAAUUCGGCUGCACCGACUUGCCCUCAGGCAUCUGUCUCUCUCGCAAAUGCAAUUGCCAUUGUACCAGACGUUUAUUGCCCUCCUAAUGAGGCCACACACAACUUUGGCGAUUCAAGAAGUGCCCCAGUCUCCGAAGGCAUGAUUGGUGCUAAGCGAUUUUGCCCGUGA